CUGGGGGGUCCUGAUGGAGCGCGGCUCACGGCGCGACUAAGGUUGGGGCUAGCCUGGCAGCUCUCGAGACUCCCGGCGGCGACACGACAGCGGCGGCCCGGGCGCGCGCGUGAGAGAGGGGCGGGGCGUCGCCUCCCCCGUGGGCCGCAGGGAAUAUGAGCAGCAAAGAAGGAUCGGGUGGGUUCAGAAAACGAAAGCAUGACAAUUUCCCACAUGGUCAAAGAAAAGAUGAAAAAAACAAUGUUAAUUCGUCUUCAUCUUUGAUGGUGUCUUUUAAGUCAUUUCAACUGGAGCUUGAUACAAGACAUGAUAAAUAUGAGAGGCUUGUGAAACUUAGUCGUGAUAUAACUAUUGAAAGUAAAAGGACAAUAUUCCUACUUCACAGGAUUACUAGUGAUCCCAAUGGGGAGGAAAUACUAAAUGAAUCUGAGGCCAAAUUAGAAGCCGUCAGACAGAAAAUUAAGCAAGUAGCACAAGAACUGAUAGGAGAAGACAUGUAUCAGUUCCACAGAGCCAUCUCUCCAGGGCUUCAGGAAUAUGUAGAGGCAGUGUCUUUCCAAUAUUUCAUCAAAACACGAUCACUAAUUAGUGUUAAGGAGAUCAACAAACAGCUAAUAUUUACAGUGGAAGACAAAGAAGAAGAAACAAACACGCCCUCCUCCAAUCCACAUGAUGAGCAGCUGUGCACUUGGAGCCUGAAGGUAACACCUGUCGAUUACCUGCUGGGUGUGGCUGAUCUAACAGGAGAGCUCAUGCGGAUGUGUAUUAACAGUGUUGGAAACGGUGAUAUAGACACCCCAUUUGAACUGAGCCAGUUUUUACGUCAGAUUUAUGAUGGUUUUUCCUAUAUUGGCAACACUGGACCCUAUGAAGUGUCUAAGAAACUAUAUACCUUGAAGCAGAGUCUGGCCAAAGUAGAGAACGCCUGCUAUACAUUAAAAGUGAGGGGUUCUGAAAUCCCAAAGCACAUGUUGGCUGAUGUAUUCUCCACCAAAGCAGAAAUGAUUGACCGAGAAGAGGGUCUUUCCUAAAACAGUGAGACAAUCAUGGCCCUGAAGGGCUGUACAGUUGGAAGCUUGUUAAUAUUUUGGAUUUGUUUUCAGUAGACCCUCAUCAUGACUUGUAUGUAGUGAUGUUUUUAGUUUUACUUAGCAGAGCAAGAUUAUUUGCAAAGGUAACUUGUAACCAAAAAAAACCCUUAACAUAAUGUGUAAGUGCCCACAGAGGAGAGAUUCCAAUAUUUGUUCAAUCUCCUGUUUUCCUCUACUCUAUGUGCUGUCAUAAUGGCUAAAUGUCAAUGCUACACUCAGUGCUGGUGUCUUUCAGUGAAGUGGACUCACUUCAAACUGCCUGGGCCACUGCAUCAGUUUUCAGCGAUCACAUGAUGCUCAGAGCAGGUUGUGAAUAAUUAAAUUUUGUGAUUCUGAUUUACCCACAAUUUCUCUUGGGCCCCACACCUUAAUGUAGCCUGUGUCUGUGUACCCUCCGUGUCAGAAUAGGGGGUGGCCAAAGGCCUGGAGAAGCAGUAGCCUCAUGGUUUAAUCAGAGCAAAACAAACCCAGCCUCCUAGCAUCUAAACCUACCCUGGUCUUUGAUGCAUUAGAUUAUUGGGAUCAGAAUGUUUUUAUAGGCCCAUUUCAGCAUACUUCUCUGAUGCUGGAUCUCCACAUUGUUUAAUUUGUAUCUGCUUAAUUCAAAUGUUUAUCUCACUGGAGCUGAAAUUGAAACAGAGCCAAAGGUGCUAUGUAACCUGUAGUUUGGUCUGACUACUAUUUUUGAACGUGAAACUGAAACUAACAGUUUUCUGCUCAUUGAUAAAACUCAUAAUACCUGGUUAAUAUUACUGUAUACUGGCCAUUUCAGGGCUCACAGCUUUAUUUUAGCUCUGCCUUGUUGCCUUACUGUUUUGGCAUCAUUUGGAAAAUCCUUUAAAACAUUGAAUUUAUUGUUUUAAAUUUAAAGAAUAAAAGCUUUAACUGAUGCAGAAUCUUAGUUUGCUGAAUAGACUCCUUCCUGGACAAGUGCAGAAACGUAGCCAAACAAGUUUAUCAUGGAUUCAGCAGUAGGACAGACUUGUUGCGCAAGGCUGGUUGCAUGCUUGUCACCUAAGAGGAUACAGGGUUAUGACAGUGGGUAGAAUUCUGCCCUCCACUAUAUUUGUGGAACCCCAAGGGACUCCAGUGGAGUUGAACUGGUGUUAGCGAAGAAAGAAUUUGGUUCAGUGUGUUAAGUGAGAUGUGACUUAUUCCUUUGAAAUGUGUUGCCUUGUGUAUUUUAAUACUAUUAUGAAAUAGAAAUUGCAAUAAAAAUAAGGCAGAUGUGCAAAUUCCCUGCAUUUAUUUGGCAUUCUUGAGCUCAUUGGCAGAUAAUCUGAAUUCUCACUUGUGUCCAAAGUUGUGAAAGCCCCUUGAAACUGUAUAUUAUGCUGGGGAGAAACAGCAGAUAAAAUAAUACGCUCUUAAAGAAAAAAAAAAAAGAAAGAAAAAAAAGCUACUCCAGGAAAUAGGCCCCUCAAGCACAAAUGAAAAUACUGCAUGUUUUUUAUUUCCACUUCCAUAUGAUGUAGUACUGCCAAUAUUUUUCCCGUUAGCAUGGUAUGUCCUAGUUAACUGGAGUCAUCUGAUAUAUGACCAGAACAGCAGUUACUUACAGUGUUUAUCACAGGUUUUCCCAUUGUUUCCAUGUAAAGAAAUAUUUGGUGAGUUGAAAAAGCAGUGUUUUUCCAAUUGUUUAAUACCUUUUAAAGUGCUUUUUUUUAAACAAUAAAAUCAUUAAAAAGCUA
Messenger RNA from Chrysemys picta bellii (western painted turtle), 2782 nucleotides. RefSeq names its product translin associated factor X (gene TSNAX). Gene Ontology annotation, cellular component: nucleus; cytoplasm. Lineage: Eukaryota; Metazoa; Chordata; Testudines; Emydidae. Gene Ontology annotation, molecular function: RNA endonuclease activity; sequence-specific DNA binding; RNA binding. The record is from RefSeq and is a predicted model, not a curated record.